UCUCCAAAACUCUCUCUCUUUCUUCUCUCUUCUCUCUCUCAAUCAUCCUUUGUUCUCUCUUCUCUUCCAAGGCGUGGAAUUCGGCUUUCAUUACUGUCUCUCUCUAAACCAUCAAGCACUCAUCAAUGCUCAUGUCUGUUUUCUUUCUUCCCCUUUCCUGUUAUGUCCUCCCACAGUGAUUUCCAUUUUCCAAACACAGCCAUGGCCUUGUCCUUUCUCACAAUCAUUCCAUUUUCCUCCUCAUAAUUCCUCUCUUCUUUCUCACACUGAGUCUGCAACAGCUUUUCACACUAGCACUAUUUGAAGCAGACAACAAAGGCCAAGUAAUUGAUACCAUCCAAAAUCCCCUGUUUUCCCCUGUUCUCUUCUUCUCUGUAUAAAAAACAGAACAACACCAUAGCAAUGGAAAAGUGGGAGAAAACCUCAAGAGAUCACAGGAAACAACACCACAGAGAAAAAAGCCCUUCUUUCUCUUCUACUCUUCUUGACGUUAUCUACCGCUCCAUCGACGAAGGACAAACAGAAGAGAAAGAAGAAUCACUCAUAUUCUACAGAGAAACCAUGAGGAAGCAGAAACAGAGCAACUGCUUCAGAGAAGAACAGAGUGUUCAAAUUGAAGCUGAAAACCCCAGCUUUCGCAGAACCAGGAAGGUAGAGAAUUGGACUGAGAGAAGGAAUUCACUGACUGAGUUGGAACGAAGAACACGAAGCAAUUCCAAUACACUCUCCAUGUAUUCAAGCUCUUCCUCCUCAGAGUCAAGUUCUGCUGGUGGAUUCUCUUCAUCAGAAUCAGAGUCCUUCUAUGGAGUGCAGAGGCCAAAGCCAAUUCGGACCAGUGUUUCUGAAAAAUUACCAAACCCUGAUGAUGGUCACAGAAGCUUUUCCGGUCGGUCAAAACCGUCCGCUCGCCCCAACACGGCUCAGGUCGGUCCAAACGGUCACACGGCCAGCCUGAAUGACACUGGCCGAGAGACUGUUUGGACCGGCAGCAUCGGGGCGAGCCGUCCGAAACAGCAUGGUUUUGGGAAAACUAAGUCCAAAGCUUUGAGAAUCUUGUACGGUGAAUUGAAGAAAGCAAAGCAACCCGUUUCACCAGGUGCUAGGCUAGCUAGCUUUCUGAAUUCUCUUUUCAAUUCUGGUGGAGGAAAUGCCAAAAAGGCAAAGGUUUCAACUACACCACCAACAACAACAACAAAGGUUUCAAACUCAGCACAACCUUCUUCUACUUGUUCAUCAGCUUCAUCUUUUUCAAGGUCUUGUUUGAGCAAAACCCCAUCUUCAAGAUCAGGUGCAAAAAGAUCUGUGAGAUUUUGCCCUGUGAGUGUGAUAGUGGAUGAAGAUUGCAGACCAUGUGGGCACAAGAAUCUGCGUGAAGCUGAUUAUGGAAAGAGUAACGAUGAGGAGCUAAGGUUGCAUGUGAUGAACGAGAGUCGAAGGGUGGAGGAGUUAGCAAGAGAAUUGUUGAAGAAUUAUCAGAAAAAGAAUGCAGGGGACUAUGAUCGCAUGCAGUGUGAAGAUGAAGAUGAUGAUGAUGCAGAAAGUUGUUCAAGUUCUGACCUAUUUGAAUUGGAUAAUCUAUCAGCAAUUGGGAUUGAGAGGUAUAGGGAAGAAUUACCUGUGUAUGAAACUACCCAUUUCAAAACCAAUCGAGCUAUUGCCAAUGGCUUUGUGAUGUGAUUUUGAGAAAAAAUUUUAGGUGGGGGUGUACUUUCUAAUUAGGAUUUAAUGGUGUGGGGGUUUACAUCAGAUAAUAAGAUUUCUGAUCUUUUUUGUUGUUUUGUUAGUUCUUUAAUCUAAUUCUCUUUUCUUUCUCCA
This is a messenger RNA of Lotus japonicus, 1815 nucleotides long. Its product is annotated as protein BIG GRAIN 1-like B. Bases 403 to 1677 code for a protein of 424 amino acids. Lineage: Eukaryota; Viridiplantae; Streptophyta; Magnoliopsida; Fabales; Fabaceae. Gene Ontology annotation, biological process: auxin-activated signaling pathway. The transcript has a single exon. The record is from RefSeq and is a predicted model, not a curated record.